AAGGACAUGACAGCAUUGGUGUCUUGACAGGGUAUGGAUAGCUUAUGUUCAUAAUGUUGGAUUCAUACACGGUAUGGACUCUACUUCACAUGCUGCUGCACACUAGCCAGCGUCGUUCAAGGAGAAGCUUUCUACCCUAGUCAUUGCUAAAUUACUAGUGCUACUAUGAUCUCCCAGUCCAGUAGGCAAUUCCUCAUCCGGAUAGCCGGGUAUUGGAAACCUCUUUUCAAAGGCAGGUACCUUAUAGUCACCAACACAGUGAGUUGUGGGGCCAUGCUCGCUGCUGGGGACUUAAUUCAACAAUCAAGAGAAAGAAGGACGAAUCCAGACAGACCUCGCAACUGGACUCGCACAGGUUGUAUGUUUGCUGUGGGAUGCUCAAUGGGUCCGUUCAUGCAUUUUUGGUACGGGUGGUUAGACAAGGUCUUCGUGGGCAACGCGUUGCCUAUUGCAAGCAAGAAAGUUCUGAUCGACCAGCUGGUGGCAUCCCCUACUAUGGGUUUAUGGUAUUUUGUUGGUAUGGGUAUGAUGGAGGGUCAUACUAUGUCAGAGGGAUUGGAAGAAUUCAAGGGGAAAUUCUGGGAGUUCUACAAGGCUGAUUGGUGUGUUUGGCCAGCUGCUCAGAUGAUCAAUUUCUACUUCCUGCCUGCAAAGUUCCGCGUAAUCUACGUGAACAUUAUCACUCUGGGAUGGGACACCUACCUUUCUUACUUGAAACAUCGAGAGUCUGUCCAUGCAGUUGUGGAUGCAAGUGAGGAGCAAGAAGAGAAGACAGUGGAUGAAGGACCUUUGACUCCUGUGAAUCCAUUGGCUGAAGAGCUUUAGCAAGCUCUAGUAGUAUUGCUUACCUGUUAUGAAAUUCUGCGAACAUUUCCUUGUCAGUAGUUUCUUAUCAUUGCGAAAGAGGUGUGUGUGUGUGUGUGUGUGUGUGUGUGUGUGUGUGUGUGUGUGUGUGUGUGUGUGUGUGUGUGUGUGUGUGUGUGUGUGUGUGUGUGUGUGUGUGUGAGAGAGAGAGAGAGAGAGAGAGAGAUUGUAUUUAAUUUAUUUUAAUCAACCCUACAUAAUGUAGGUUAAUGUGCAGUAUAAUGCAACAUUUCAUUCGAAGAAACACUCCUAGUAUUCCCUCUUGAACAGACUGAGAACAGACUAUUAAUUUCUCAUCUCUUUCAUAUGUACUGGUUUGCUUUAUUAUUUAUCAGUGAUUUUGUACUUUAUUUAUCAUUUAUUAAUGUUAUGAUGGGCAACUGUGAUUUAGAAGAUAUUGAUAUUUUUCAAAGAGAUCCAAGAAAUUAUUUUACUAUAAUAACUCCAGUUCACUCUUGUCUUUAACCACACCUACUGAAAUGUUAAUAAUGAAUUGUAUCAUCUUGUAUUAUCUUGUGCAAACUUGCUUGAUACCCUUUGAUUGCCUUAUUACCAAUGAAACACUCAAUGACUUUU
Sardina pilchardus (European sardine) is the source of this 1440-nucleotide messenger RNA. RefSeq names its product MPV17 mitochondrial inner membrane protein like 2 (gene mpv17l2). NCBI's taxonomy places the organism in Eukaryota, Metazoa, Chordata, Actinopteri, Clupeiformes, Clupeidae. Bases 166 to 825 code for a protein of 219 amino acids. Gene Ontology annotation, biological process: mitochondrial ribosome assembly; cellular response to reactive oxygen species. The record is from RefSeq and is a predicted model, not a curated record. Gene Ontology annotation, cellular component: mitochondrion; cytoplasm; membrane. The transcript is spliced from 6 exons.